Messenger RNA from Rhinopithecus roxellana (golden snub-nosed monkey), 2152 nucleotides. RefSeq names its product SPRY domain containing 4 (gene SPRYD4). The record is from RefSeq and is a predicted model, not a curated record. Lineage: Eukaryota; Metazoa; Chordata; Mammalia; Primates; Cercopithecidae. The coding region runs from base 106 to 729 and encodes 207 amino acids. The transcript is spliced from 2 exons. Gene Ontology annotation, molecular function: protein binding.
AUAACACUGCGCGGCCGCCCCACGCGCACCACGUGCUAGGGGAGCAGGCGGGCAGAUGGCUGAGUCUGUAAGCGGGAGGCGUGCCCGGCUCAUCCAUGGCGCAAGAUGGCGCUGCUCUUUGCACGUUCUUUGCGCUUGUGCCGCUGGGGAGCCAAACGAUUGGGAGUUGCCUCCACAGAGGCCCAGAGAGGCGUCAGUUUCAAAUUGGAAGAAAAAACCGCCCACAGCAGCCUGGCACUCUUCAGAGGUGAUACGGGUGUCAAAUAUGGCUUGGUGGGAUUGGAGCCCACCAAGGUGGCCUUGAAUGUGGAGCGCUUCCGGGAGUGGGCAGUGGUGCUGGCAGACACAGCGGUCACCAGUGGCAGACACUACUGGGAAGUGACAGUGAAGCGCUCCCAGCAGUUCCGGAUAGGAGUGGCAGAUGUGGACAUGUCCCGGGAUAGCUGCAUUGGUGUUGAUGAUCGUUCCUGGGUGUUCACCUAUGCCCAGCGCAAGUGGUACACCAUGUUGGCCAACGAGAAAGCCCCAAUUGAGGGUAUUGGGCAGCCAGAGAAGGUGGGGCUGCUGCUGGAGUAUGAGGCCCAGAAGCUGAGCCUGGUGGAUGUGAGCCAGGUCUCUGUGGUUCACACGCUACAGACAGAUUUCCGGGGUCCAGUGGUGCCUGCCUUUGCUCUCUGGGAUGGAGAGCUGCUGACCCAUUCAGGGCUUGAGGUGCCCCCGGGCCUCUAGUAUUUCCAUUACUGGAGUCCCUAAUCACGCUGUUGGCCAGCCUCCUUUUGAAAAUGUCUGAAGCCUUUUUACUUUGCCUCAAGCAACCUCUAGCUCCCGCAGUUCAAUGUUGGGUCCUUUGUGCAAUAUCAUAAUCAUCUUCCUCAUCCCCUACCUUGUGAAAGCUAGGCAUACAGCCAAACCCUCCUUCUCCCACCCACCAACUACUGCCAAUUUCCUAGGCUACCAUGGGUGAUAUAUCUUCCCUGACCUGCUUCCUUCAGUCCCUCUGCUUCCCUUUGCCCAGACCUUUCUCAGACUGUAUUCCAUCCUGGGGUCUUAUCAUUCAGCUUUGUUUGAAUUUAUUAAUCACCAUGAUACCUCUCCCUCCCUUUGUCCACAUGUAACUUGUUUGUUCUUGGGGCUCUACCAGAUCGCUGAAGAGUAAAUCCUUUCUACCUCUGGCUGAAGGAGUGGUGCAGUCAAUGACUUGGCCCUUUUUCUACAGCACAUUCAGAGUUUGGGCUCUGGCUCCCUCAGUAAGUGCUUUAUUAACUCAGUGUGUCAAAAUGAAAACAGAGCCCUCCUUCCCCAGUAGCUCAGUGCCAUAGACCUUCAGCCCCAGACAGCUGUAGCUCUCCUUACCCUGAGUCCAUCUACCUUAAUCUAUACCUCUGACACCCAGCCAGUCUGUCAUAAUCAUUAUCCCAGUUAUAACCAUGACCAAAGGGGAAGAGAGACACUUGGGGGAUAUCUAGGGUAUGAGUGCUAGAAACUGUUGAUUCUUUUAUUUAUUUUUUGAGACAGUCUCACUCUGUCACACAGACUGGAGUGCAGUGGCAUGAUCUUGGCUCACUGCAACCUCUGCCUUCAGGGUUCAAGUGACUCUCGUGCCUCAGCCUCCUGAAUAGCUGGGAUUACAGGUGUGUGCCACCGUGCCCGUCUCAUUUUUAUAUUUUUAGUAGAGAUGGGGUUUCGCCAUGUUGGCCAGGCUGGUCUCAAACUCCUGGCCUCAUGUGAUCCACCCACCUUGGCCUCCCAAAGUGCUGGGAUUACAGGUGUGAGCCACCAUGCCCAGCCAAAACUGUUUAUACUUGAGAAGUUCCAUCUUCAUUUCUGCCACAGUUGGAACUUCCCGAGGAAGGAGGAAGGCCUGAGGUUUUUUUGCACAAUCUGUUUCAGAGCCUGUUUAGACUCAAACCUACACUUCCCUUGGCAGCAGAAUAUACUUAACCUAAAGCAGUAUUUGGAGUUGAGAAAAACCUGGCAGGGUAAGUGAAUAUGUACUGUUUGGUAGAGUAGGUAGAGAAGCUGUGCUCUGACCCUGUGAUUCCAUCUUUUUCUACCUUCUAUGAUGGUGAUGAAGCUAGAUACCCCUAAGGAAGAAAGAAGGACUGGGUUUAGCGAAAAUGAUUUGAUAAUUAAAGUUUAUUUGAACACAAAA